Hydra vulgaris (swiftwater hydra) is the source of this 974-nucleotide messenger RNA. RefSeq lists its product as uncharacterized. The record is from RefSeq and is a predicted model, not a curated record. Lineage: Eukaryota; Metazoa; Cnidaria; Hydrozoa; Anthoathecata; Hydridae.
CUCUAUAAUUUUUUGCAUUUUUUUUUUUUGUACAAAUGAGUUGUAACAAAAAUAUAAUAAAAAAACAUAAUAGUUUCUAGAAAGGUAACAAAAAGAAAUCGCAGAUUAUCAAACGCUUUAAUAUAAAGCCUUUAAUUGGUAAUAAAUCGUCUCGAAGUAGUAAAAACUAUACGUCGUGAUGGGUGCCGCAUUAAUAAAAAUGAUUAACAGAAAGCAUACAAACUUUACUGUCUUACCAAGAGAAAAGCCGAGAACUAUAGUUUUGGAAGUCUCUAGCGUUAACCCUCCGGAAUACGAUUUCAAGGAGUUUGUCUUAAAAUGCGAAAAUCUGCAAAGAAUAAAAAUGCUACUAGAAUCAAAAAUAAGAACUGAACUAAAAAAGUGGAGUCUGAAAUCAUCGAGUCAAGAUAUUUCCUCUCACGAGCAUAAUAAAAACUUGUACCAAUUUAUAAAAUAUUUUAAAAAUGUACAAGAGGAACAAAAUAAUUUGAUUCAAAAAGAAAAACUUAGAUUUGAAAUGAUAAAAGCAGAGUUUGAUGAAACAGUUAUUUAUAAAAUGAGAAACAGACUAAAAUAUUUCAUUGAAUUGAACAAAGAUCACGAAGAAAUUAUAUAUCGAUUAAAAGAGGCUACAGAGAGCUAUAAAGUUGAAUACACCCAUCGCACAGGUGCAAGUUCAGACGGAAGAAAAAAAAGAUUAAGAGUGAUCACGGGAGAUAAUUGUUAACUGAAGUUCAGUAUUUGCUGAUUCCACUUCUAUCAGUUUAGUUUUCAAUAAAUCAGUAUUUAUUGAUACAAGUGAUUGAUCCUGUAUUCCUUAGUUGUUGAUUGAGUAUACAUCAAGCCACACUAAAGAACAAGUCAAAGAACUUAAAAAAAAUCAAAGAACCAAAAGUAUUGAAAUGUAAAGUUUAUAUUAAAAAAUGCUUGUAAAGUUUAAUUGCUAAUUAUGAUAAUUAAUUUAAUUAUGAUAA